AUGAACCACCCUCAGCUACUUACCGCAUCCGCGCCGUUCGACAGGACAAACGUCGAUGUCGUCCUCCGUACCUCCGACAGCGUCGACUUCAAUGUCUACAAAAACAUACUCGCUCUUGCGUCACCGGUCUUCGCGGAUAUUUUCGAUGUGCCACAGCCAGCCAUCGGCGCACAGCAGGACAUGCAUCCCGUGCUUAACAUCCCGCUAGUUCACAUCACCGAGAACAGCCAGACAUUGGACAACUUGCUGCGGUUGAUCUAUCCCGUGGCCGAUCCGGUACUGAAGGACGCGGCGCAGAUCGCGGCCGUGCUGUCGGCUGCGAUGAAGUACGAGAUGGAAGAGGCCACGAGAUUAAUGGAAGCAGCACUCCGAGAUGGUGUCGCAAACGAUCCGAGUCGCGCGUACGCUAUCGCCUGCCGCCUGGGUUUGGAAGAAUUGGCGGGAGCAGCAGCGAUGGUAUGCGCAAGAGGCGACAUCGAUUACGUUUCCGAGAUGGACGACAUCACUUCCGGGGCGCUGUAUCGUCUGUUGCAUUUCCGACGCGUGCAACCUCGCGACGUUGGGGGUUUUAUGUUCUCCACCCCUCGGGGAGCAUUUGUGCAGCAGGUGGCUGAGCGCGGACGGUUGACUGGGUCCCAUCCUUUCAAUAAGCCUUCCGCAGACAUCGUCAUGAGGUCGUCAGACGGAGUCCACUUCCAUGUACACAGGCUUAUCCUCACCUUGGCAUCCACAGUCUUCGCCCAUCGGCUCAAGCAACGUCCGCAGGCGGAUGACAUCUCUCCGCAAGGCAUGCGCAUGCUGGCCGUGACGGAGGACAGUCGUACAGUGGCAAAGCUUUUGCAGCUCUGCUAUCCGAUGCAAGAACCCGACGUGGAGGACCUAGACACUGCGCAUGCUCUCCUCGCAGCUGCGAAAAAAUAUGAGAUAGCAGGAGCACUGAUGUUCGCACAGAGGAAGUGGAUGAGUCAUGUCCACACACAGCCCUUACGAGCCUAUUUCAUUGCCAUGCGUCAUCAGUGGAUUGACGGUGCAAGAGAGGCGGCGAACCACCUCAUUUUCCAGCCCAGUGAUGUCUACGUUCCCGAGAUGGAGGACGUGUCAGCAAGCGUGUACCAUCGACUGCUCCAAUACCGUCACAGCUGCAGAGAAAUCAUUUCUUGCGUGGAUUCGGCAUACUUCGGUAUCCGCAGUUCGCCCAGGCAUUGGAGCGAUCUCUCCUACGAUGGAGAGGCUUACGGAGCCUACGAGAGUUUCCUGCUCGAAUUCCACUGUUCUGCGUUGUCGAACACGUCAGGACCGACAACUAGAGCAGUGAUCGCGGCCCCUGUGGUCGAACGAGCAGUUGGCUAUGCCUUCCACGCGCGUCUAACCCAGCUCGUCAAAGACAGCCAACAUUUGGAGGCAGAACUACAUGAAAAAUUCUCCAAGCUCUCACAAAUACUCACCGCAUCUACGCCGUUCGACAAUUCCAAAGCGAAUGCCGAUAUCAUCCUUCGCUCCUCCAACCAAGUUGAUUUUUAUGUACACAAAGCCAUCCUCAUGGUGGCUUCGGACGUUUUCGAGAGCAUGUUCGCCGCGUCUACCCCAGGGCGGGACGUCCAUCCCGAAAACGGUCUCCCGUUGGUCGAUCUCACCGAGGACAGUAAAGUGUUGGAUCGUCUCCUACGGCUGUGCUAUCCUGUUGUGGGCUCGGUGUCGUGGGACCUGGCAGAUGUCAGGGACGUGAUGGCUGCUUCAGUGAAAUACGAGAUGGAAGCGGCGACGGACCGGAUGAAGAACCCCCUUCUGUCUUUUGUACUCAAGGCCCCCGUCAGAGUGUAUGCGAUAGCCUGCCGUCAUCAUCUUGAAGAUGAGGCGCGUAUAGCUGCUGCUGCAACUCUUGAACUCGAGAAGAUUAGCUAUGUGCCAGAGAUGGAUCACAUUUGUGCUGGCGCAUUUCACCGUCUCCUGGAAUUUCGUCGUACAGGAGAUCUUCCGCUCGCAUUCACCUCAUACCGCGCUCCAGUUGAGGUUUCGGCGGAGGCCCAUUCUCCAGCCGUUCAUACGCCAGUGAAUGUCCCACCGGCAUUCCUUCAUUCAUCCGCAGAUGCGAUCUUGCGAUCCUCAGAUGGUAUCGACUUUCAUGUGCACAAAUUCAUACUAUCCCUGGUGUCUCCUAUAUUUGCAGAUCUCUUUAUCGAACCGACGGAGGCAGAUCUACUUUACAAAGACCAUGUCCCUGUAUACAGGGUCUCCGAAGAUGGCGGAAUACUGCUGAAGCUCUUGCAGCUCUGCUAUCCACUCGAAGACCCAAAGGUCGAGAGUUUCCCUGAGGCGUUCGCCCUUCUAGCGGCAGCCACCAAGUACGGGGCUGCUAGGGCAGUUUUAUUCGCGAAGCAGAAAUGGGCGGACCGAAUAGAGGAGAGCCCUCUGUUUGGAUAUUUCAUCGCGAUGGAGCGUGGAUGGGACGAUGCAGCACGUGAAGCAGCCUUGUUACUCGCACAUAAACGCUACGACCCCUACGUCUCAGAGAUGGAAGGCAUCCCAGCAGACACAUACCAUCGGCUUCUCGAAUUCCGCUCCCGUUACGAAGAACAACUAUAUCUCAUUCUCUCUCAGAAUCACUUACCGGUGGGAGUGUGUCUACGUCGGCCCUGGAAUGAACAACGCGGUAUUCGGGAUCUUGAUCCCGACGUGCCUUAUGGUCGUUUCUAUAUCCGCAUCAUUCGAUCGUCAGAGACGGCUGAGGUCCUUUAUCUUGGACUCCUUGAUUCUCCAGUGCUAGAGACCUGCUUUGCUCGAUGCUCAGGCAAAAAAGGAUCCGGCAGGGUUACGCCCGCCACAGUCAUCGCCCAGAGUCAAGACUUCGUCUCAGACUUACGGAUUGCAUACUCCGCGGUGAGUGCGACUAUAGCCGGUAAAUGGGACACUGCUUUCAUAUGGUUUACACGCAAUCAUCAGUCCAACUACCUGCAGAUCUUCGAGAUUCAUCAAGCGUCUUCAUUAGUUCCUUCCGUGUGUCCUGCACGAGAAGUCCCGAGUUUGUGUCUGUGUGUUGGCAAAUUUCCGUGGGGCAUGCAAGCAAGCUGUCUGUCACCGGUUGAUGGCACCACUUCCCUCAUCCCUGGAUGA
Messenger RNA from Sparassis crispa, 3111 nucleotides. RefSeq names its product NADPH-dependent diflavin oxidoreductase 1. Lineage: Eukaryota; Fungi; Basidiomycota; Agaricomycetes; Polyporales; Sparassidaceae. The transcript is spliced from 5 exons. Gene Ontology annotation, molecular function: protein binding. Bases 1 to 3111 code for a protein of 1036 amino acids. The record is from RefSeq and is a predicted model, not a curated record.